Aplosporella prunicola CBS 121167 is the source of this 4062-nucleotide messenger RNA. RefSeq lists its product as uncharacterized. The record is from RefSeq and is a predicted model, not a curated record. Gene Ontology annotation, cellular component: membrane. Gene Ontology annotation, biological process: transmembrane transport. Lineage: Eukaryota; Fungi; Ascomycota; Dothideomycetes; Botryosphaeriales; Aplosporellaceae. The transcript is spliced from 7 exons. Gene Ontology annotation, molecular function: ATP binding; ABC-type transporter activity; ATP hydrolysis activity. The coding region runs from base 1 to 4062 and encodes 1353 amino acids.
AUGCGCGUGCGCUACCUGGCGCAGCGCUACUCGACCAUCUCGCCGCUCGGCGACGACGGCCAGAACCCCUUCUCCGCCGCGCCGCACCCGCUCAUCGACCCGCGCUCGCCGCUGUUCCAGGCCCGGGCGUGGGCCAAGGCGCUGGUGAAUCUGCGGGCCGAGGAGGCGGACCUGCUGCCCGAGCGCACGGCGGGCGUGGGGUUUGGGAAGCUGGAGGUUUGUGCGAGCGGCGGUGGGAGCGGGGGAUGCGUGGGGCGGCUGCUGCUGCUGCGCGGGGCUGUGGGUGCUGCGCGCCGCCGCGAGAAGACUGUCUUGCAGGGCUUCGACGGCGUCGUCGAGAGUGGCGAGUUGUUGCUUGUCUUGGGCCCUCCGGGAGCGGGAUGCUCGACGCUGCUGAAGGCCAUCGCAGGAGAGCUGCACGGCCUCCGGCUCGACCAGCAGUCUUACAUCAACUACCAGGGCAUCUGCGCCGACCAGAUGCACGACGAGUUCCGCGGCCAGGCCAUGUACACCAGCGGCGCGACGGAGGCGCACACGGCCGCCCUCAGCGUCGGCGACACGCUAGCAUUUGCGGCGCGGACGCGGGCGCCGCGGCGACUGGUGGGCGGCGUGGCGCGCGAGCGCUGGGUGCAGCACAUGCGGGACGUGGCCAUGGCCAUGUUCAGCGUCAGCGACUUUGCGGACGCGCGGGUCGACAGCGUGGGCGCGGCGGUGCGCCGGCGCGUCGGCAUCGCCGAGGCAACGCUGAGCCGCGCCCCGCUGCAGUGCUGGGACGAGUGUACGCGGGGCUUGAGCGCGGCGGAUGCGCUCGAGUUUUGUAGGAGCCUUAGGGUGCAGGCGGAUCUGAUGGGCGCGACGGCCUGCGUCUCGCUGUAUCAGGCCAGUCAGGCAGCGUAUGACGUCUUUGACAAAGUGACGCUGCUGUACGAGGGGCAGCAGAUCUUCUUUGGGCGCGUUGACGAGGCCCGCGACUUCUUCGUCGCCAUGGGCUUUGAGUGCGCGCCGCGCCAGUCGACGGCAGACUUCCUGACGGGGCUGACGAGCCCGGCCGAGAGGCGUGUGCGCCCGGGCUUCCAGUGCAUCGUGCCGCGCACGCCGGACGACUUCGUGCGGGUGUGGCGAGCGAGCGAGGAAUAUCGGAGGCUUUUGCGUGAUAUCAAAGAGUACCACGGGAAGUAUGCCAUUGGCGGUGACCACCUGCAUAGCUUUGCAUUGUCGAAGAGAGCGCAGCAGGCGAGACUGACGCGUGCAAAGUCACCGUAUACGCUUUCGUAUGCGCAGCAGGUCUGGCUCUGUCUGUGGCGGUGCGCCAAAUGCUCCAGAACAGACGCGAGACGAAUCUCGAUGCAAACAUUUGGAUACGCUGUCGUGAGUGUUAUUCUCGGAAGCGUCUUUUACAACUUGCCACCUGGCACCGAGAGCUUCUACCAAAGGGGCGCGCUUCUUUUCUUUGCCAUCUUGGCAUGCGUGCUUAGCAGUUCCUUAGAGAUACAAGCAGUGUACGCACUGCGUCCCGUCGUCGAAAAGCACGCCCGCCACGCUCUGUACCACCCGUCUGCAGAAGCGCUCGCAUCAACCAUAGCGAUUAUGCCGCGGAGAGCUCUCGAAGUGCUCGUCUUCACUGUUCCCUUCUACUUCAUGGCAAACCUCCGCCGCGAACCCGGCGCCUUUCUCUUUUUGCUUCUGAUAUCGUUCUUCCUUUCCCUGACACUGGCGUUGCUCUUCCGCUCCGUUGCUUCAAUCUCACGAACGCCAUCCCAGGCCACUGUGCUGGCUAUUCUGCUUGCCCUGUCUAUGAUCAUCUUCUCCGGGCUACCGCUCCCGGUACCGCAUAUGCGCGGGUGGAUCCGUUGGACCAACUACCUGGACCCAGUGGCAUAUGCGUUUGAGGCGUUGAUGGUGAACGAGUUUGACGGUAAGAAGUUUGCUUGUGAAGCCUUUGUUCCGGAUUAUCCGGACGCAAAGGGCGACAAUCGCGUUUGCUUAGCUGUCGGGGCUGUGGAAGGGGCGGAUACUGUGAAAGGGGAUGCGUUUGUCAAGGCCGCUUUCCAGUACUUUCCUGCGCAUCAAUGGAGUUGUUUUUAUAUCCUUGUCGGUUACGCUUUUUUCUUCUUGCUCGUCUACCUCCUCUCGACAGAGUUCGUCCGAGCCAAGAAGCCCAAAGGCGAAAUCCUUGUUUUUCAGCGCGGUCAUGCUCCUCAUCCUGUCUCGGACGAUAUCGAGAUUUCAGCUCUGCGGAGUCCGCAGAAAAGACGGGACUCGGCCACUGCUUCGGUUAUACCUCAAACUCCGACGUUCCAUUGGCAGGAUCUCUGCUACAACAUCAAGACGAAAAAUGGGCAAAGAAGAGUCUUGGACGACGUUGACGGUUGGGUAAAGGCGGGGUCUCUGACGGCAAUAAUGGGUGUUUCUGAAGCCGCCAAAACAGCACUGUUGGAUUUCCUUGCCGACAGGGUCACUAUAGGUGUUGUCAGUGGCGAAGUAAUGAUGGAUGGGCUCCCGCGCAACAAGAACUUCCAGUAUACAAUGGGCUAUGUCCAACAGCAAGACUUACACCCACCUACUUCGACUGUCAGAGAAGCGCUAAACUUUAGUGCACUGAUGCGGCGACCGGCACAUGUGCCGAAGAAAGAGAAGCUGGAGUAUGUGUCAGAAGUCCUCAAUCUUCUGGACAUGGAAAACUAUGCAGACGCCUUCAUUGGCUUCCCUGGGGAAGGCCUCAACACCUCGCAGCGGCGCCGCCUAACCAUCGCCAUCGAGCUAGUCGCCAAACCCACCCUCCUCCUCGUCGACGACCCCACCUCCUCACUCGACGCCCAAACCGCCUGGACCAUCUGCACCGCCCUCGAGCAGCUCUCCAACAGCGGCCAAGCCGUCCUCUGCGCCCUGCACCAAGCGCCCGCACCGCUGCUCUCGCGCUUCGACCGCCUGCUCCUCCUCGCCGCCGACGGCAAGCCCGUCUACUGCGGCGACACGGGGCCGGGCUGCGCAAGCGUCAUCAAGUACUUUGAAGAGCGGGGCGCGUCGCCCUGCCCCGAGGCGGCGAACCCGGCCGAGUGGCUGCUGCAGGUCGCGUCCGCGUCCGUUCCUGGCGCAGGCGCAGGCGGCGCCCCGGACGCGGCGGGCUUCUGGCCCCAGGCGUGGAAGGAUAGUGGCGAGGCGAGGGUGCUGCGCGAGGAGCUGCGCCGGCUUGGCGAGCUGCCGUUGCGCAGGUGCGUGCUUGAUGUCGAUGCGGCGGGGCAGGGGGUGGGGGAGCGGACCCGGCGCAGCGCCUUCGCGGCUCCGUUUUUGCUGCAGCUGCGGGAGGCGACGAAGCGGGCGUUGUUGCUGCGGUGGCGGGAGGGGCCGUAUUUGCUCUCCCGUAUGCUGCUCUCUGUGGUGGUUGCUGUCCUCAUCGGCCUCGCUUUCUCCCCCGCAGCCACGCACCAAAACCACUCCACUUCCGCCGUCUUCGCUCUCCUCGCAGCCCUCACAGCCCUAGCAGCCCACCAGCACCACCACCUCAUCCACUCUACGACAACACCCCACACCUCCCUUAGCAUCUCGCUCCUCGCGCACGCCCUCGCCGAACUCCCCCCCACCGCCCUCCAAGCCGCCUCCCUCUUCGCCCCAUUCCACUACCUCACCUCCAGCUCCGCCACCUCCACCACCUCCACCACCGCAGCAGCAGCGACAUUCGCGCUGCUCCUCUCCGCGCUGCUGCUCGCUGCGGGCUUCAGCGCUACUGUUUUACGCAUACGCACCCACGCGCACGCGCACGCUCUCCUGUGGCUAGCCUUCACACUCCUGCUGCUCAGCGGCGCAGCCCCCGCUCCUGCUCCUACAUCCAGCGCGCUCCCCCGGCUCUGGCAAGCGCUGCAGCGCGCAAAUCCGCUGGGGUGGGUGGCAAUGGGGCUGUUCGCAGCGGCGGGUGCGGAUGCGGGUGUGGAUGUGAAUGAGAGGGCGGCGUGGCAGGCGGUUGGCGUGGUGUGGGUGUUUGUGGGGGUGGGGGUUUGUGUUUGUGCCGUUUUGGGCACGGGGGUGUGGGGGAAGAGACGUAGGAGAGGGGGGAUGGCGGGGUAG